AUGAUGGACAUAGACUUACCCCUGGAUCAGAACUUCAACCAACCGCCGCGAAGACCCGCAGAGGCCUGGGAUGAAGCUGCAGACGAGAACAAUGAAAGCAAAAAGAAAAAGACAAGCACAAUAAUAGUCGACAACCCAACCUUAGACCUGGAAAGUUACAGUGCGAACUACGUAGGGCAUACACGAGUUGAACGCCUUAUCUUCAUUGCGGAGCACUCCCCACCACUUGCCAUUGACGCUUAUAAAAUUGCUUUGAACGACUUAAAAAACACAAUGGAUUAUACGCGUUACACUGUGGUGCACCAGAAGUUGAACGACCUACUUCUGGGACGAGGUCUGCCAACCAUCCCUUUGGACCAAACAUGGGUCGACAACACAAAGAAAGCACAGCGAGCGAAAACGGAAAAGCUGGAACGAGAGUUGAAAGAUUACAAGAGCAAUUUGAUUAAGGAGAGCAUCAGGAUGGGACACAACGAUCUAGGCGAUCAUCUUUACGAUAGUGGUGACUUAUCGGGGGCUUUGAAAUCAUAUUCACGAACGAGAGAUUACUGCACAACGUCAAAGCACAUUGUAGAUAUGUGCAUCAACGUAGCAAGACUCAGCAUGGAAUUGAAUAACUUUGCUCAUGUCCAAAGCUACGUCGUAAAGGCGGAAACAACGCCCGAUAUACCAGAAAAGAACAUAGUAACCAGCAAACUCAACUGUAUCAUGGGGUUGGUGAAUUUGGAGGCUGGAAAGUUCAAGCGAGCGGCGCGAAAUUUCCUUGAUACUAGCUUUGAACUGAAUACGCACUUCUCUGAGGUUCUUUCUCCCAACGACGUGGCAAUUUAUGGCGGACUUUGUGCAUUGGCAACAUUCGACCGUUCGGAACUGAAAAGCAGAGUUUUCGACAAUGCCGACUUUAAGCAAUUUCUCGAACUCGAACCGCAAGUGCGAGAGUUGCUAUCAAAUUUUUACCACUCCAAGUAUUCGCUGUGUCUGGAUAUAUUGGAAAAGAUGAAAAAUGACCUAUAUCUCGACAUAUGGCUGCAUGGGCAUGUCGACAUGAUAUAUCAAAGUAUUCGCAAGAAGGCCCUUGUGCAGUAUUUCUAUCCAUUCUUAUCCGUCGACCUGAACCUGAUGGCACAAGCCUUCAGCACAACGGUUCCGGAGCUGGAACAGGAACUAGCCACCUUGAUAACGAGCAAAGAAAUUCAAGCUCGUAUAGAUAGCCAUAAUAAGAUCCUACGGAUCAAAUCCGCAGACCAGCGAACCAAUAUAUUCGAAAAGUCACUUGCAAUGGGAUCGGAUUAUCAGACUCAAGUAAAACAUAUGCUAUUGCGAAUGAAGCUUGUACGCGCCGAUAUGAUUGUGAGACCUCCCGAACGUGAUCGACAUGACUCAUCCUAA
Spizellomyces punctatus DAOM BR117 is the source of this 1389-nucleotide messenger RNA. RefSeq lists its product as uncharacterized. Gene Ontology annotation, cellular component: COP9 signalosome. Lineage: Eukaryota; Fungi; Chytridiomycota; Chytridiomycetes; Spizellomycetales; Spizellomycetaceae. The transcript has 8 exons. The record is from RefSeq and is a predicted model, not a curated record. Bases 1 to 1389 code for a protein of 462 amino acids.